AUGGCGGAUAAUACUCUUUUGAAAAGCGCAAAUGUCGUUGUAUUCCUUUUCUUUGUUCUUGUCACGGGCUACUCUUUGUUUUCCAAGGACGUGAUUGCUGAUAUCUUUCGGGGAUAUGAGACAUACUUUGAUCCUGCUCGCUGGAUGUUCUUGGUUUGGGUGUUGAUACAUCUUUUGCUGCUAUGUUUUGUGGCAUACCAGUGGACGAACGAUGCCCAUGAAACGGUGGUAAACGGCGUUGGUUGGCAUUUUGUGGUGGCUGCACUUCUCAAUUCCCUAUGGUUUAGCCUAUUGGAAAGCCACCAUCCCAUUCUUGGAUUCAUCGUCGGCAUCUUGCUUUUGGUUUCGGUGUCGGUUAUUUUCUACAACCUGGCCGAAAACUUUGCGCCAGAAACUUGGGCCCAAAGGUUCUUAAUUCAUGCUCCCUUUUCAGUCUGGCAUGGUUUCACCAUAUUUAUGGCUGUAUGGAACGCGUUCGUGGCAUUCACCACUGUCAGAAAAGACCAAUUCGGCAUCAUCUUGCAUCCCAACAUCCUUCACGUUAUACUUGUCUAUGCAGCUCUCGCCUUCCUUACAUUGAGCGCGAUUGGUUACGUCCAAUACAAGCACGAACGAUGCGAUGUCAUCUCCGCAUGGGUGAUUGCUUUUUGCUUGUGGGCGGUCUUUGAUCAUCAACUCGAUCCCUUGCUUCAUUGGCCAGCGCUUGCGGCUGCAUUGAUAUCCACUAUUUGGCCGAUUACGCCAUUUGUCUAUCAUAUGGUGAAAUACCGUACGAUCCACCCGGAGGAGAGAGAACGCAUCCUCAACUCGACAACAACAAAUUAA
Lichtheimia ornata is the source of this 825-nucleotide messenger RNA. RefSeq lists its product as uncharacterized. The coding region runs from base 1 to 825 and encodes 274 amino acids. The record is from RefSeq and is a predicted model, not a curated record. The transcript has 7 exons. NCBI's taxonomy places the organism in Eukaryota, Fungi, Mucoromycota, Mucoromycetes, Mucorales, Lichtheimiaceae.